Molecule: messenger RNA, 861 nt
Organism: Dibothriocephalus latus
Lineage: Eukaryota; Metazoa; Platyhelminthes; Cestoda; Diphyllobothriidea; Diphyllobothriidae
Source: the annotation of a GenBank genome assembly
AUGGCCACCACAGCUUUCCGUUUGCCAGAGAAAGCUUUUGGUUUCAAGCACUGCAACUGGAUGGAUCCUCUUGAAGAAUUCGACCACCUAGUGAUCUUCCUUUCCGAUGCCCCCAUCUUCAAGGGUUGUCUUGCGUCAGAGGAGGAUAAAAUGCUACACACUCUUCAGGACCUAAUUUCAUUACUGAUGGAGGGACUAGGGACACGCAUAACACUAAUCAGAUCCUUUUUCAUACCAUUGAGAUCUGGCAAAAAACUGCCCUCUAUUGGCCUGCGCCUGAAUCCAUCGUUGGCAAACAGUUUGACUAUCCGUGGACCGCCGAGUGGAACAGAAGCUGGCAAGACUUUUAGGCAAUUCUGGGGCGGUAAAUCGCAGCUUCGACACGUUGAUGGCGAUCUGUUUGAGUGUGUCGUGUGGGAAUCUUCACGAAAUGUCACUUUGCAAAUCGUUGACCAUCUCCUUGUCCGGCAUUUUAAGUUGGGGGAUCGAACAACCUCUCGGAACUGGUAUCAAGUAACCUCGGAUCGCCUCAACAGCCUUUUAUCUUCCUUUGCGCCUGCACAUACUGUCGUCGAGUUUCCCCCUCGAGCGAGCAGUCUUCAUCUUAUCCGCACUGUGGAUAGACUGAAUUCAGUCCUACACGAACUCAACAGCUAUUUGCCCCUUAAUAUUGUUGGUGUUCAGGCAAUUUCCUCAGAAUUUCGCGACACCUCUGUAUUUCCCCCGAUCCUGACCGUUCCUCGUAGACUGCGUAAGAGGGCACGUGAGAAGAAGACGAAGACCUUCUCCUGGAAGGACGUGCGUCAUACUCUGCAGCCCAUCUAUAGUACGUCAGAUUUGGCCUUCACACUGCCACUUUAA